AUGAUCGACGCCAUGGGCCACGGAACUCACGUGGCUGGUACAAUCGGCUCGAUGACUUGGGGCGUGGCAAAGAAGACAACGCUGCUCGCUAUCCGUGUACUGGACUCGUACGGUUCUGGUACAACCGAGGGCGUACUUGCGGGUAUGGAGUAUGUUAUUACCGAUGCAGCAAAACGUAGUGAGGCUGGAGAAUGUCCCAACGGUUUCGUGGCCAACAUGAGUCUUGGAGGGCGCAAGACGCAGGCCUUGAAUGAUGCUGCCGCUGCCAUCGUUGCAGCGGGAAUCUUCCUCGGGGUCGCAGCGGGCAAUGAGGGACGCGACGCUAAAUACUCGUCUCCGGCAUCUGAACCUAGUGUCUGCACCGUAGGUGCUACAGCCAUUAACGAUACGCUCAUCGAAUGGUCCAACUAUGGCCCUAUAGUCGACAUUCUGGCACCCGGUGUUGACAUCACCAGCACUUGGAUCGGAAAAUCGAUCGAUACGAUUUCUGGAACUAGCAUGGCAACCCCUCAUAUCGUUGGUCUAGCCGCGUACUUCAUGGGUCAAGGAUGGCCUGUGGAAGGGUUGUGCGAAAGCAUGGCUGGCGUCGCGACAAAGGGCGCGAUCGAUGAAAGUACUCUCCAUGAUACCACACCGAAUCUUCUAGCUUUCAACAUGGCCGAAGCAUCCCAGCAGUACGGCAGACGUACAAAGCGGGUCGCGUAG
Alternaria incomplexa is the source of this 705-nucleotide messenger RNA. RefSeq lists its product as uncharacterized. The record is from RefSeq and is a predicted model, not a curated record. The transcript has 3 exons. Gene Ontology annotation, biological process: proteolysis. Bases 1 to 705 code for a protein of 234 amino acids. Gene Ontology annotation, molecular function: serine-type endopeptidase activity. Lineage: Eukaryota; Fungi; Ascomycota; Dothideomycetes; Pleosporales; Pleosporaceae.